AAAAGCAAAUUGGAGUAAAGAGUAACAUGAUGAUGGAGAUUGAGGAAAUAAGCAAGUAUGAGGCAUUGCCACUUCUUUCAUUGAAUCACGUGUCAUUGUUGUGUAGAUCAGUUUGGGAUUCCAUGAGGUUCUAUGAACAAAUAUUGGGCUUUGUUCCCAUCAAACGCCCCUCUUCUUUCAACUUCAAUGGAGCUUGGUUGUAUAACUAUGGAAUUGGUAUACACUUGAUUGAGAAUCCAUCUAUCCACGAUUUCGACGCUAUCAUUGAACCUCGAUCAAUCAAUCCCAAGGAUAAUCACAUAUCAUUCCAGUGUAGGGAUGUGGGGCUUGUGAUGAGGAGGCUCGAAGACAUGGGAAUGAAGUAUGUGACAGCAGUGGUUGAAGAUGAAGGGAAUAGGGUUGAUCAAGUGUUCUUCCAUGACCCGGACGGAUACAUGGUCGAGCUUUGCAACUGUGAGAACAUCCCAAUCCUUCCACUCUCGUCUUGCUCAUUCAAGCCGAGGCUCAGCAGUUUCAACAGGGCUGCACCAGCUAAAUGUGGAUUCAUGGAAAAUGCCAUGAUGGAGAGCUUGAGCAUGGAGAUGUUGAAUAUUUCAUUCUGAAGAUGCUGAACAAAAACACACAAAAGAAUGUGAUGAACAAUUUCACUUUCGUUUGUGCUAUUGUUUGCUGCAAUUGUUUUUACAGGUCUUAUAAUGGCCUGGUGUGUCUUGGUUCCAUGAAGAAGUUGUAAUCUGAAUUAUAUA
Hibiscus syriacus is the source of this 746-nucleotide messenger RNA. RefSeq lists its product as uncharacterized. The coding region runs from base 27 to 602 and encodes 191 amino acids. Lineage: Eukaryota; Viridiplantae; Streptophyta; Magnoliopsida; Malvales; Malvaceae. The record is from RefSeq and is a predicted model, not a curated record. The transcript has 3 exons.